UUUAAAGUAGUUACCAACCUCAUUCUAAAUGUUAAGAUGAGAUCCUCAACCUCACAAGGAAAUCUCUUGCUGAGUUGCUGAACCGCAUAAGAAAAAUGGCGGAGUUUCCCAUAUGUUUCUUGUUUUAGUCGGCGCCUUGGCGGAGCUUCCUAAGCCAUUUUGUGUGACUUUCUCAACCUAUACUCGAUCAAAGCUCUCAUCUUUUGCGGUCAUGGGCAUAUGGGAGUCUUUCCUCAACUGGCUUCGCAGCCUGUUCUUCAAACAGGAGAUGGAGAUAUCCCUUGUUGGACUACAAAAUGCAGGCAAAACAUCUCUAGUUAACUCCAUUGCUACUGGCGGCUACAGCGAGGACAUGGUUCCAACCGUUGGGUUUAACAUGCGUAAAGUGACAAAGGGAAAUGUAUCUAUCAAAAUUUGGGACGUCGGAGGGCAGCAUAGGUUUCGUUCCAUGUGGGAGCGUUACUGUCGUGGUGUCUCUGCUAUUGUUUAUGUGGUUGAUGCUGCCGAUCGAGAUAGUGUUCCUAUAUCCCGGACUGAACUUCAUGAUCUCUUGACAAAGCCUUCACUGACCAGUAUCCCGUUACUUGUACUUGGAAACAAAAUCGACAAACCAGAAGCUCUUACCAAGCAGCAUCUCAUGGACCAAUUGAGUCUUCAAACAAUUAAGGAUAGAGAGGUCUGCUGCUAUAUGAUCUCUUGUAAAAAUUCUGUAAACAUUGAUGUUGUUAUUGAUUGGCUUAUUAAGCACGCCAAGACAACUAAGUGAAGCUUUUGGCCAAAGUAACAUGUAAAGCUGGUAUUCUUCACUAUUUUCAUAAAAUAACUAAAAUAUGAAAUAAAUUUUUUGAUGAUUGGCUUUUCAACAAUAAAUACACACAAAUAGGGCAUGUAUCAUCUACACUGUGUCAGUGUGUAGGACUGUAGGUAGCAAAAACAGACAGACAUAAAAAUGUGAGGAAAAUGAUGAGAUGAGUAGUUGCCCCGGAAAGAAGAUACAUGGCUUGAUCUUCUAUUUCUCUAAGGUUAUGUUUGAUGUGAAUAUGUGAUGGAUGAGCGAUGUAAUUUUACCCAUUAAAACAAUUUUCUUGUUCUUUUAUGUUUCACAAAUUUGUUUUAUCUUGGUUUGUCCUAUAUUUGCACCUCGAUUAAAUUUCGCUUUGAUUUUUAGUCUUCAAAGUCGGAGGUGUCGAUAUUGCCAAGUAGGUUUAGAGGGUGUGAUACUUUGUACUAUUUUUUCUAAUCAGUUCGGUUUGGAUUAAGAUCUAUAUGUAUCAAUAUGAUGUCUAUUUGAACUAAACAAUAUUUGUAUAUGAAAUUGUUUAUCUUGUGUGUUGAAUAAAUAAUCAA
Molecule: messenger RNA, 1347 nt
Organism: Cuscuta europaea
Lineage: Eukaryota; Viridiplantae; Streptophyta; Magnoliopsida; Solanales; Convolvulaceae
Source: the annotation of a GenBank genome assembly